AUGGGUCGUAAGAAGGCCGUUGCUGACGAUCUUCUGGCCGACAUCCCCAACAUUAUUACCGUUCAAUCUUCACCAUCCCAGUCUCAACCAAAGCCAAAGCUAAAGAGGCUGAAGAAAGUCCAACCCAAGGCAACGAGUCGAGGCCAAGAUGAAGACUUUGAUGGAUCAGGCCAAGGCGAUGAGGCUGAGGAAAGGGCUGGCGCUGCUGAGGCCAUUGCUAAGGUGCACGAAGCUGAGAAAAAAGAGGCUGAGGCAAAGACUGCAGAAGCCCAAGUCGAGCUUAUUGCUGUCUUGGCCAUAAAGGACGCCGAGAUAAAAGCGGCCCACGAGAAGGCAUACACCGAGGGGGCAACCGGCGUCUGUGAGGACUAUAAAAAGCAAGUGAAGCAGACAUGCAAUAAGGGUUUCACCCUUGAUUGGAUGGCUACUUUAAAAGAGUUGGCUGUCUCCGAGGAUUCUCCUCUCAAGAAUGCUAGCAACCUUGUCCUGCCAUUCCCUCCCUCUCUAAGCCAGUUCGAGGAUGAAGUUGAGUCCGAAGAUCAGGUUGAGGCCGAGAAGAACGAAGAAGCUACUGGGGCCAAGUCCCCGACUCUGAAUGGGCAAGUCUUAGACUUGACUCAGGAUGAGGUCCAAAAGACCACUUCUGAGGCUGAGGUCGAGGCUGCCAACAAAAGUAUUGAUGAUACACUUCGUGAAAUCGACGUUGAGGUCCAAGUCGACAAAUUUGCCCAGCUGUCUGCCGAGGCUAACACAACGCCAACUACCGAGGCAGGGCAGACUGUGGAAAAUACAUAA
Molecule: messenger RNA, 795 nt
Organism: Camellia sinensis
Lineage: Eukaryota; Viridiplantae; Streptophyta; Magnoliopsida; Ericales; Theaceae
Source: RefSeq, a predicted model, not a curated record